UAUAAAAAGCUACGAUAAGGUAAUUAAGGAUUGUAUAUAAAUAUGCAAUAGGAUAGGUGGUUGGUGCAGACGUGCAGUGCAGCACAGAACGACCGUCGCUUGUUUUGCAUCAAAACUACUACUCGUUUCUCAAGAUCAAAGCAGCAUCGAGAUGGCUUCAGAACAACAAGCAAUAGCAAAAAGUGAUGAAGUACAGCAUAAACAAAUUAUGCAGGAGUUGGUAGACAAUGCAAAGAGUCUUGCUAUGUCAUCCAAAAGUAACAUUGCUGCUGCUAAUCAAGGACAAUACACUGUUAUCACCAUAAAAAACACCACAUCUGCAACACUUAAUUACUACACGAAGCACGAUUGGUUUGGGCAUGUCCUUGGUUCAUAUCCUCAGUUUAUUAUGAAUAAUUCUUCAGCAUCAUUUAUACAUGUUGGAGACCCUGAACAUGGCUCUGAAGGCGCUGUGGUGUAUUCUGGCAAAAACAAAAAUGGAAUACCUAUUGGAUGGCUUUUGGCUUGGGAUGCAACUCCAAACUUACCUGAAAAGAAGGUAUAUGUUGAAUGUGGCCCUUUCUCUAAGUAUGUUAAUAUAGAUUGGUCUGCUCUCAAAGCUAAGCUCGAAGCAGCAGACAUCAUCGGUACAUACAUGGACCCAGUUACAAAGACCGUCAUUGCUGCCCAAAUUGUUAAUCUUGGCAACUACGUUGGGGUUGGUGCAACUAUUGGAGAUGUGUAAUCAGCCAUUACUAGCUACAUGGAUACAGAGUUAAGGGUCACCAGUAAUUAACGUGCAUGUGCGGCUAUAUAUACCAAUUAUCCGUGCAUCAUGGUGAUUAUAUAUAUUAGUAGUUGAAUAAUGACCCUCAUAUCUAUAAACUCAUUUGUAUCCAAUGCCUCAUUUGUAUCAUCACUGAUAUAAUGGUUAUAAUAUAUUAAUAAUAUGGGUUGUCUAUCUAUUUAUAUA
Molecule: messenger RNA, 952 nt
Organism: Beta vulgaris subsp. vulgaris (sugar beet)
Lineage: Eukaryota; Viridiplantae; Streptophyta; Magnoliopsida; Caryophyllales; Amaranthaceae
Product: jasmonate-induced protein homolog
Exons: 2
Coding region: 152-724 (190 amino acids)
Source: RefSeq, a predicted model, not a curated record